GACGUUGGUGUGGACGGUGGGAGGCUGUUUAUCCCUUCAGGAGAAUGAAUCUGGGUUAGUGACGACACUUCCCCCUCUGUCUUUGGAGUUAUCCCCGAAGUUUUUCUCCCCUCUCGCCUUCAGGGUGCGAACUUUUCUCCCUCUUUUCCAGUUUAAAACCAAAAGCAUCAGUAUGUCUCCGCCGUCUCGACGGCUUCAGACGAAGCCAGUGAUUACCUGCCUGAAGACUUUCCUCAUCUCCUACAGCCUCAUAUUCUGGUUGACAGGCGUGAUCCUGCUGGCUGUCGGGGUGUGGGGAAAGGUUAGUCUGGAGGCCUAUUUCUCCCUGGCUUCUGAGGAGAGCACCAAUGCACCAUAUGUCCUCAUCGGGACCGGAGCCAUCAUCGUUAUUUUCGGCCUUUUCGGCUGUUUUGCUACAUGCCGUGGCAGCCCGUGGAUGCUCAAACUGUAUGCCAUGUUUCUGACCUUGGUGUUCCUGGCUGAGCUCGUGGCCGGUAUCUCAGGCUUUAUCUUCAGGCAUGAGAUCAAGGCCAAGUUAGGUGUCGCCUAUCAAAAGGCUGUGAAGUCCUACAAUAGCACAGACACCAGCAGCGCUGCAGUUGAUGCCAUCCAGAGGACUUUGCAUUGCUGCGGGGUGAAUAAUUACACUGACUGGAAUGACACACAUUACUUCAAAGAGAAGGGCAUCCCUGCCAGCUGCUGUAAGGCUAACACCAAAUGCUCACCGGAGACCCUGAAAGACCUCGACAAGGCUGAGAAGGAGGUGUACACAACUGGCUGUUUCUCACUGGUGACCAACGUGAUGGAGGCUAACCUGGGUAUCAUCGCAGGGAUUUCUUUUGGGAUUGCAUUCUUCCAGCUCAUUGGGAUCUUCUUGUCCUGCUGCUUGUCUCGAUACAUUACCAACAACCAGUAUGAGAUGGUCUAACAGUGACCCUUCCACAGGUGACUGAUGGGCAGCUCCCGAUGCAAAUCCAGCUGAGAGAAUCUCCUGUGAUUUUUAAUAUUUUGUGUUAGUUGAUGUUGUCAUUUUAGAGAGUGAAAAAACAGCCACUGCUUCUUCUUUUAUCCGGUCUCAGUAACGACAAACAAGCAGAAGGGAAUAAUGUUUAAAGGGACUUUACCUGCAAUGUAGUCUGACCAAAAAUUCCAAAAAAAGAAAAAGGGACCUGGACAUUUCAUGGAACAUUCGUUACUCCUGGAGUUUAUCAGUUUCCACCAAGCCUCGAUGACAUCGUAUAAAUGUAGUCACUUUCAUCUGAGUUAAUUAACUCUACCGAUUGUCAGUCGUUCCGUCUCUUGUGUCUUUGUAUAAUGCUGCUGCCGUAUUUUGUAAUUUUUGCUAAAACUAGUCUGUAGCUCAUAGAAUAAGCUGAUAAAUGCUUAACUUCUCCGCAACACUAAGUGAAUUUCUGUGUCUGAAACCCAUAUAGGCGUGGGAGAUGGACAAGAGGUCGCCACCCUGAAAUCUAGCAUGUGUUCUUUACGGUGAGGACUUCGUUCUGUAGGCCAGUAUUGUUGAAAGCCUGCAUUCAAGUGUGCCAAUAUGAGUCGGCAAGCCAACUUCAAUGUCACAGUUUUCAGUGUUAAGUUGAUAUUCUUUCGUGAAUGCAUGUGAAAUAAAGAUGAAAGUAUCUUUA
Molecule: messenger RNA, 1640 nt
Organism: Scatophagus argus
Lineage: Eukaryota; Metazoa; Chordata; Actinopteri; Scatophagidae
Gene: tspan6
Product: tetraspanin 7
Exons: 8
Coding region: 173-928 (251 amino acids)
Cellular component (GO): membrane
Source: RefSeq, a predicted model, not a curated record